UGUUGGGACAGACAGCAUUAUUUGUUUAAAGUGUUUUGUUUACUAAAGACAACCCUAGACUUCACCAUGAGAUUUUUCCUCCUUUUGACUUUAUUGGCAGUCGGCAUUUUCCUCACAAGUGCUAUCCAACCACUUGGAAAAGGCUACAACAGUCACUGCAUGUGUUUGAAGCUGGAGUCCAGGGUGAUCCCACAACACAACCUGCGCAGUGUCGAAAUCUUUCCUAGAGGCUCUCACUGCAAGAAUACAGAGGUCAUUGCUGGCUUGGUGAGUGGAGAAAAGAUUUGCCUGAAUCCUCAGACUAUGUGGGUUAAGAAACUUAUCCGCUUCAUUGAGAAGAAAGAGAGAGUGAUAAAGACUGCAUAAAGAACAGCAAAAAAUGAAGAUGUUCAUCAAUGGGAGAUAAUAUGUAUAUAUCAAUGUAUGCAUAUAUCCAGAUCAAUCUGUGAAAAUGUAUAUUCUCUGGUCUCUUACUACUAGACUAUGAUUUCAUCAGCAACUUAAAUUAUUAACUUAAUGCAGUAUUUAUUUCUAAGAAUGUCAAAAAUGAUGGUCUUACAAUUAAUAUGUGUUCUUAUAAUCUCUUCACACCACACAUCUACCUCCAGUUUCACUAUGCUUGUUAUUAAUAGCUGUAAGGCAAUUCAUUACCAUCAGACCAUUCACACAAAUCACUUAGGUUAGUUUUAAACUGAUCUGUAAAAAGAGCUGAUUAAAACAACUGAUUAAUAUAUUAUUUAUGUACAGAACCUAGUCACUAAGUUAAACAUAGACAAAACAUUUAAAUGUCUGUAACCUUUACCAAUGAGUAACCUGCUAUAAGAAAAUACAAGAGUAUUCAACUAAAAUGUGAAUAUUCAAACGAC
Messenger RNA from Tachysurus vachellii, 866 nucleotides. RefSeq names its product platelet factor 4-like. Lineage: Eukaryota; Metazoa; Chordata; Actinopteri; Siluriformes; Bagridae. The coding region runs from base 67 to 366 and encodes 99 amino acids. Gene Ontology annotation, biological process: neutrophil chemotaxis; cellular response to lipopolysaccharide; chemokine-mediated signaling pathway. Gene Ontology annotation, molecular function: CXCR chemokine receptor binding; chemokine activity. The transcript is spliced from 3 exons. The record is from RefSeq and is a predicted model, not a curated record. Gene Ontology annotation, cellular component: extracellular region.